CCGCGAGUCUCGCUGCCGCUGCCGCUGUCGCUGCUGCUGCUGCUGUUGCCGUUUCUGCUGCUGACAAUCGCGCAGGGCUAGUAUACCGUUUCUCUCUCGCGUAUACGCCCGAACGAACGCGCAUCGACGAGAAUACGUAGCGCGCCGCGCCGAGCGUGUCGGCCAACGUUACAAACGACUUUGGAGGAAAUAUCCUGAAGGCACCUCACGUGUGUCAAGAUGGCCCGGGAAUAUGACCACUUAUUCAAGCUGCUCAUCAUUGGCGACAGCGGUGUAGGUAAAAGCUCAUUACUUCUGAGAUUCGCCGACAAUACUUUCAACGGCAGUUAUAUCACAACGAUAGGGGUGGACUUUAAAAUACAAACUGUGGAGGUAGAUGGUGAGAGAGUGAAGCUGCAAAUUUGGGAUACAGCUGGGCAGGAACGUUUUCGGACAAUAACUUCAACUUACUAUAGGGGAACACACGGCGUCAUAGUUGUGUACGAUGUGACCAGCGGUGACACGUUUGCGAACGUUAAACGAUGGUUGCACGAAAUUGAACAGAAUUGUGAUGUGGUUAACAGGGUACUUGUAGGAAAUAAGAACGAUGCGCCUAAUCAGAAGGUAGUGUUAACGGAAGAUGCACAAAGAUUCGCCAAUCAGAUGGGGAUUCAGUUGUUUGAGACUUCUGCUAAAGACAACAUUAAUGUCGAAGAGAUGUUUAUGGCGAUAACGCGGCAAGUAUUACGGACCAAAAAGGAGAGUAAAGAGCGGCAAGCCAUACAGCCCAAUGAUACCGUCAACCUGAGGAAAAGCACAAGACAGCAUAGGAAAAAAUGUUGUUAGCGAUGUUGUAUAAGCAUGCCACCUACUCACAAUAUUAUUUGAUACGAUGAUAGGACAGAAUAAAACAGAGAGCAUGUGUUAGUACCAGAGUGGACAUGAGACGCCGGAUAUUUUCUAAUUUGAAUAAGUUUUGUAUUCGAAAUAUGAUACCUAAGAACGUAUCCUAACUCAGAGGUAUACUUUCGACGCUAGUAUUGUAUUUAACGUGUAGAAUCAAGAUAGCGCGCGUGCACGCGUAGAGCUUAUUUACCGAAAACGAUUAUACGACAUUCCUUUGAUGUCCAAAAAAUAUUUUCGCAUGCUACAGUCAAGAACAAAAGGCCUAUUAUUCAUUUGUAAUCAUUUACGGCAGGGUAACUCGCACACACGCAAAAUAUUAAAAUUUUGCUUAACACACAUACACACACACAUACACACACAUGUAUCACGUAUAAUUGGAGUGUAGAUAAAACAUUUUAACGACAAUGUUUUCAUGAACAAACACUGCUGCAAAUAUCUUCCGCUGAUUGUUUCUAAGAUGUACAGGUGUCAUUUUGAUCAUGGUGUAAACUUGUGCUGCGUUUAAUGAUGAGUUACCAUACUUUAAAUAAAUUGUGUUUAAAGCGUAGGAUUAGAGAGUUUUUUGAACAAAGAAGCGACAAAUACUAUGUUAACUGGUCUAAAUAAUUCUUAAAACAUUUGAUUAAAAUUAAGAUUGCUGCGGCUUGAUGGCGCUUUCGGUCCAUCUGAAAGACAUUCAAUCGGACAUAAACGGUGGAAAGUAUCAACGUUAUGCAGUGCACUACAACUGGUGUACAAGCGAGACACUGUGUCUGUUGUAUGUCUGUGCAUACUGUUCGAAAAUUACAAGCAAAAGCUGCUUCUCGAGUUUGAUACGCACACUUAUUGCCAGCAUUCAGAAGACUGUAACACGAGUAUAUAAGCGACUUGUUGUAUGAUUUGUAAAAUUUACAGUGUACACAUUUGAAAGUUGUAACGUCCUUUGUAACGUUUUAAAAUCUGCUAUGGAUUUUAAGCGUGCGUUGGGCGUACGCGAAACAAUAUAUUUGAAAACGAUGUAUUUAAAAGGAAUUUUAAGUACUGAUAAGUACCGACAAGUACUGAUUGUCGAAUAGUAUUCUCUCCGAGAAUCUCACGAACGACGAACUUCCCAACGAGAAACAACCGCUUGUACAUUCAUUCCGAGGUUUCGGAGGGUAUACACACAGUAUUUAGUCCCGCAUUAAUAAAAUAUAAGACAUACAGUAUUAUCACACUGUUUAAUUUUGUACACGGUCUAACAUAUCUCUGUACAUUAGUGCGGCUCUGCGACGAGGAACGAAAGCGAAGAAGCUUUGUAUUCUUUGUGCGUCCGAAUUUUUAUAUAUAUACUCAUAUAUACGCAAGUAUCUUAAAUUGUCCAUGCAUCCGCGACGAACGACACAACACAUGCAUGCGUACACACACACACACACACACACACACACCAUACACACACACACACACACACACACACAUACAAGACUUGAACAUUUAUUGCAGAAGGGUAGAUAGCACGACGAAAUUGUAACGAUCGGUCAUGUCCAACUAUGACAGAAGCUGUCUGUAUUAAUCUGUGAUAAUAGUUAAGAUAUGUCGCCGGCUGCCACUGUAAUACCGCUGCGUGUACCUAUCUACUCAUCCUCCUGGUCCUAUUGUAAUUAUCAUUAUCAUUGUUUUUCAUUUAUCUUCCUCUCUUUCCUCUUUUUCCGUUUCCUCAACCUUUUGCCUCUCUUUCACUACUCUUCUCUUUCUCUCUCUGUCUCUCGCUCAUUUUUUUGCUCUCUCUCCCCCUCCCCCUCUUUCUCUCUCUCUCUUUCUCUUUCUCUUUCUCUCUCUCCCUUUUUUCUUUAGUAUCAAUCACAUAUCUCUUUUAGAGGCAAUAAAGCGACAUCCUACAAUGUGUACAUAUUCUACUUGCCAGUUUUAGUGGCAUAUUCACGAGUAUUUCAAUCAAGCAUAUUCAAUCUUGUUUACUGUUAUACAGUUAUAACGUUGUAAUAUUAUUAUACAUACGUACGACCGAGAUAAAUAAAUAGAGAUCUACAUAUAUGUGUCAAAACG
Molecule: messenger RNA, 2907 nt
Organism: Harpegnathos saltator (Jerdon's jumping ant)
Lineage: Eukaryota; Metazoa; Arthropoda; Insecta; Hymenoptera; Formicidae
Gene: Rab35
Product: RAS oncogene family member Rab35
Exons: 3
Coding region: 220-825 (201 amino acids)
Molecular function (GO): GTP binding; GTPase activity
Source: RefSeq, a predicted model, not a curated record